AUGGUAUCACUCUCACCCAGAGUUUCUUCGGAGAACAACAAUUCUUCUGAAUCCGCAGCAAAUGCUUCACCACCAACCUCCUCAAGUAAGAGGCCUCUCACUUUGGAAACAAGCAAGACUUGUUCUUCCUCCUUCCCAUCAUCAUCAUCCAGCAGUGAUGAUACAAUACUGAAUCAGGAUCUACCAUCUUCCACAUCCACACCGACGACAAUAUCAAAUUGCAACAACAAUAGCAUGUAUAUAGUUCCAAAUGACAACACCGACGAAAACAAUUUAACUUCAUCCUCUCUUCCUGAACCAUCACAAGAUGGCCUUUUUACCGAAAAAGGCUUUUUUCAUUCUUCCUCAUCUCAAGAGGAUCAUCAUAGCGAUCACAAUACAUCCACGAAUACGAACAAGAGCCCUUCUUUAACAGUUAUGGAUCGAAUGUUUCGAUAUUUCAACUAUGAAGACGAUAAAUUUGAAUACAGGAGAAGAAGUAUCGGAGAUCGGCUGAAAUUUGUCUAUGUGUUUUAUUUAACCAUGAUUGGUCUUUUAGGUUAUUUGUAUAUUGAUCAACCUACACAAGGAAGAUUGGUGUUUUAUGCACUUGUCAGCUUGGAGACUCUUGUUAAUGUAUUCGUCAUUAAGUUAAUUCAAGGAAAUGCCACAAUGGCAAAGAAGGAAGCAUUGAAUUUGUUCAUGACCUUAUUUUCUUGUGCCAAUAGAGUUGUGUUACAGGUGUAUUAUGGGCCUAGCUUUCCCACAUGGAUCAUUAACACCUACCUGAUUGUUAUCACUUCAAACUCAUUGUACUUUAAAAAGUGGACAACAUUGCUGAAUUGCAUUCUCAUUCUGACCACAACGCAGGUCUCGUUAUACUUUUCUUAUCAAUUGAUGGAGUUUAGAGCAGAUGAAGGGGAGCUCUUUUCGAAAUCAUCGGAGAGACAAUCUCCAAUUCUUCUUGGAUUUCAGUGUUUGAAUAAGAGAAAGUUUAUCAAAAUGGCCGAAAUAUGUAUCAUGCAGGUUGUGGUCACCAUGUCUGGAUUUCUAUUUUCUGACAUUUCAGAAAAACAAUAUGAGAAAAUUUUUGAACAACAAAUGGAAAUCAUGAAAGAAAAGGUUCUUAACCACUCUAAGACUAAAUUCAUUGGAAACUUAUCACAUGAGGUCAGAAACCCCUUGCAUGGUGUUGUGGGCUCAAUACAAAUUUUGCGGCAUGAAGCAGAGAGGUUGAACCGAUAUGCAAAUAGCACAGGAAAGAAAAACGUGGCUAGAGCACGAAGGAGAAAAAACUCUUUACCUACAGGUCAAUUAGAUCCUAUGGAAACAUUCCACAAUGAAAAUGGAGGAUCAGAGGCCGAAGAAAACGUGAUCAUAGCUUCAAAUCAAUCGUCUAUGGAACUUAUCGAUGACAUUUACAACAAUUCAAUAUUACUGUUGAACAUUUUCUCUAGAUCACUACAACUCUCUAAUUUAGAGUUAGGAAAGCUUAAAUUGAGUAUUCAAAGCUUCAAUUUUCUUGAAUUAUUGGAAUCAAUGACCUCUGUAUUUUACACUCUUGCUAACGACAAGCAGAUUUCACUCCAAUCAUUUUUCAAUUUUAUGAAAGUUCCCACUACUUUCAAGGGGGAUAAUGUUAAAAUUUCUCAAGUUUUAAUGAAUAUUAUUUCGAAUGGCAUCAAGUACACAAAGAAAGGAUAUGUGCUAGUCACAUGCGAUCUGUGCUCGGAUGAAGACUUUAAAAAGUUUAAUUUGGACUCCAAAGCUAUCGAAGAAAUCAAGAGUAAGACAACACAGGGAGAUAAGCUCGAAGAAGUUUACUUUCUUCAUUUACAGUGCCAUGACUCUGGUGUUGGCAUUUCAGAAGAAAAUAUGAAAACUUUAUUCAAACCAUUCCAAACCAUCGAACAAGUUGGCAAUUGCCCUAAUUUCGAACAAUACUUUUCGAAAUAUUCUGCAUCCCAGUCUCGGUCGAAGAAGAAUGAGAUUGCCUCCUCUACUUUCUCUGACAGAAAUGGGCUUGGGUUAAGCAUAUCCAAGAGCUUUGUCGAUGCCAUGCAUGGAAAAAUUGGAGUUCAAAGCCAGCUUAACAAAGGAACGACAAUCUCUGUUUUGCUACCAUUAGUUAAAUCUAACGAUAUUACAGCAGCUUUUUCAAAUCAGAGCAUUAAUGAUCAGCUUCAAAUAAUUUCAGAUCUUAAAGUGGAAAGUUUGAAUAUUUUCAUAAUAGAUCAAAAUAUCACCUCAAAGAAGGUCUUACAUGAUUACCUCCAAAUGAUUUUCCUUAAUGCUUCUUUCCAUCAAUUCGAUAAUUCAAAUAUCACGCUAGAUUCAAGCAACUCAUCCGGAAAAGUAAUACUAGUAUUCUAUGGGGAUGAAAUGCAUGAAAAUGUUCAACAAACCUUUCGAUCUCUUCGUAAGAAAAGUCUUCGGACUAUAUUUAUCCCAAUAUCCAACAGGGGUUUUUCUAACCGUUCUUCCUCACUAAGAUAUCUAACUAGACCUCUCAGAGUGGGAGAUUUGCUAGAUGUACUUAUUCAAUCACUAACAGAAAUGAGUGACAGUGAUAGGAGCUUCUUAGAAAAAGAUGACAGCUUCACCCUUCAAAGAAAAUUUUCAACUAAAAAACACGUCUCCAUUAAGGAGGAAAAGAAGGAUUUGACGUUCAAAUAUGCCUUAGUUGUUGAUGACAAUGCCAUCAAUAGGAAAGUAUUAACAAAAUUGUUAAAAAUGGUUGGCUUUGAAGAGAUUGACCAAGCAGAGAAUGGAUUAGAAGCUUUUGAAAAAUACAAGCAAAAUAUUGAUAGAUAUGAUGUUAUAUUUAUGGACUUACUUAUGCCAUAUGUAUCAGGUAAAGAAUCAUGUGAAAUGAUAAGAAAUCACUCCGUAAAAUCAAAUACCUUAAUUGUGGCAGUAACAGCUAAUACCUGGGAAACAAAGGACAUGCUAUGUAAAUCUGGAUUUGAUUCGGUAAUGUACAAACCAAUCCUUUUGGAAAGUUUAAAGAGUGAAUUAGAGAAUAUGAAAUCUCUGCGUUUGCCAAAAGUCAAUAAUCUCAGUCAUGCUCCAACAUCCUUUCCAAAUAACAACACUGCAAUAGAGUCCAUUAACGACAAAUAA
Molecule: messenger RNA, 3102 nt
Organism: Naegleria fowleri
Lineage: Eukaryota; Heterolobosea; Eutetramitea; Acrasida; Naegleriidae
Exons: 3
Coding region: 1-3102 (1033 amino acids)
Biological process (GO): phosphorelay signal transduction system; phosphorylation
Molecular function (GO): phosphorelay sensor kinase activity
Source: RefSeq, a predicted model, not a curated record